AUGAUUUAAAAUCAUCCUCUCUGUCCUAAAUCUGCAAUGGAAAAGUACUAUAUGGAAUAACAAUUACCUCAAUAUUAAACAUUACCACCUUAAUAAACAUAGAAAAAGAAUCAUUCUUAUUAUAAUGAUAAUGCAAAUAUUUGGAACAAUCAACAUCAAUCUAGUUCUAAUAUGAAAGUAUUUGCCAAGAUCUAAGAAUAGAAAUUGAAAGGUGAUAAACUCAUUUAAUAAUUAUAAAAAUAAGAACAGAAAGAUAAAUAAUUAUAUUAAAUGAGCAAACACAUCUAUUUCAAUUAAUUAAGACAUGAAGAUUAAAUGAGAAUGUAAACACGUAAAUUAGAACGUGCUGGUCUAUAAAAUCUUAGUCAAUAAUAAUCAGAUAUUGAAGCAGAUCAAUUACUUUUAAAACCUACUUAAUAUAAUACAACAUUAUAAGGAAGACCUGAAUUCUUUUGGAAUAAAGUAGGUCACCAUUCUCAAAAACAUAUUAAAAUGUUAAUCAAUCCUAAAAUCUUAGCCAUGGAAGAAGAGGCAGUUAAAUUAAUUCAAAAACGUAUUGAAAAAGAACAUAUUGUUGAAUAAAUUAAAAAGGACUUAAAAUAAGAAAAUAUGAAACUUAUACGUAAACUCAAUGCAAAAAGACAAUAAGAAGUUGAUGAAAUUCAUUAUAAAGCAGGUUUAUCACCAUCUCAUAAAAUGGGAAUCUCUAAAACCACUCAUCUUAGAAGACCAUCACAUGCAUCUCGACCUUCUAUUGAUAUUAUAGAAUAAACACUAUAAUAAAUUGAAGAUAAACAAUAAAGAACAAGUCGUCCAUUUACUGUAGAUAGUGAUAAACCAUCUUUUUCAUUUCAUGUAAGACCUCAAACUAGUAAUUAGAAUAGUCAAUCAAUUAAAAAUACAAAUACUCUAACCAAGUAAAUGUUAUAAGCAUAACAAGAUAGUAAUCACUUAGUGUCCAUAAAAAACAUACUCUUAGGAUGGAUAGAUCUGAAUUUAAGGGAUUAUAUUUAGCAUAGGCAUGUGAUGUGAGUGACAACAAUUUUAGUAGAACUAUACGAUCAAAUUGCACUAUUCUAAAAGGAAUCUCGAAUUAAAAGAUUAAAGCAUAAUAAAUACCUCAAAAUAAUAAAUCAAAUAAUCAACCUGAAGAAGAUGUAAAUAAAAUUUUAGAUUCAUUUGAAUGCAAAUUGUAAGAUAGAAAACUCCAAUAUUGA
This is a messenger RNA of Paramecium pentaurelia, 1217 nucleotides long. The record is from the annotation of a GenBank genome assembly. NCBI's taxonomy places the organism in Eukaryota, Ciliophora, Oligohymenophorea, Peniculida, Parameciidae.